Molecule: messenger RNA, 3798 nt
Organism: Mercenaria mercenaria
Lineage: Eukaryota; Metazoa; Mollusca; Bivalvia; Venerida; Veneridae
Product: dnaJ homolog subfamily C member 9-like
Exons: 5
Coding region: 60-842 (260 amino acids)
Cellular component (GO): cytoplasm; nucleus
Molecular function (GO): heat shock protein binding
Source: RefSeq, a predicted model, not a curated record
AUUAACAGUGCACAGAAAAACGCGCGUUCGAUAUUGUUUUGGAAGGAAAAAGAAUUAAAAUGCCAAGUCUACUGGAAGCAUGCAGGGAACACUUUUCUACAGAUAAUUUAUAUGAAGUUCUUGGUGUGAAGAAAACAGCCUCAGAGUCUGAAGUGAAGAAAGGGUAUCACAAGGUAUCACUGAAAGUGCAUCCAGACCGUGUACCGCCAGAAGAGAAAGACAGUGCAACUGUGAAGUUCCAGACAAUUGGAAAAGUUUACUGUAUCCUCUCAAAUAAGGAAAAAAGGGCUGUUUAUGAUGAAACAGGUGAGAUAGAUGAUGAGGAUGACGCUAUACCCCAGGACAGAGACUGGACCGCCUACUGGAGAUUGCUGUUCAGAAAAGUCACCACUGAUGACAUUAAAGACUUUGAAAAAAACUACAAAGGCUCUCAAGAGGAACUAGAUGAUCUGAAGACAGCUUACGUGGAGUUCAAGGGAGACAUGGAGGAGAUUCUCAACAAUGUCAUGUGUUCACAUACAGAUGAUGAACCAAGAUUCAGUAAAGUAAUCAAAGAUUGGAUUAAAGCGAAGGAGGUGCCAGCUUUCACAAAAUUUACCAAAGAAACUAAGAAGAGCAAGGAAAAUAGAAAAAGAAAGGCUGUUCAGGAGGCGGCAGAGGCAGAAGAGAUGAAGGAAGAACUGGGGUUAAAAUGUGAUGAUUCUUUGAAAGCACUCAUACAGAAAAGGCAACAGAGCCGGGAACAAGAAAUGAAUGGUUUCUUCGAUCAGCUUGAAGCUAAAUAUGCUCAACCAAAGAAAAGUAAAACAGACAGCAAAGGGAAAAAGAAAGGGAAGAAAUGAUUUGAAUGUGUAACAUUUUAUCUUAGUGUUGAAUGUGAUAUCAUCUAUUUAUAACUCCAGAAACGUUAGAGGGAAAGAAAUGAUUUUAGUAUGUAACAUUGUUUUACAGUGGAAUGUGAUAUCUGUUUGUAACUUGAAGGAAGGAAGUUUAAACAGGGUUAAAGGGCUACCAGAAAAAGAAAUGGGAUAGAAGCUGUGACCUUAUUUUCAGCUUGAAUGUGUUUCCAAAAUAUGUAUUUUAUACAUUGUGCUUUAUGAAAUAGUCUUCAUGUUAUUUUCAUUCAGGUUGGCAGAUUAGAUGAUUUAAGGACUUUAAUGGUAAAUAAUAUGAACUUUUCUUUACCAGAAAAAAAUUGGGUUUUCACCUGUUAGAAAACUGGAUUCUCCUGGAGCUUUUUAGUACAGACAUUGCAGUGCUUGGAUUUCAACAGGGUGAUUGGGAUGUUAUAAUAUAUUCUAAGCACCGUCAGUAGUCCCUCUAUUCUGUAGUUUGCUUGAACUUAAGCUGAAACAAACACAUACACUCACAGUUUUUUUGUGGAUUUGUCAAAGCAAGGGUCUCUAUAUUUUAUAUGAAUAUAUUAUGAUUUUUAAGUCCCUGGCACUGGUAGAAACAUUUUCACUGCUUUGAUAUACCCUAUUUGUCCUAUGCUAAUUGCACUUUCUUAUUUAUUCUAGUCUUGGAAAUUCUAAGAUCUACUAGACAUAAAAUAACUGUUGACAAAAGUUGUUUUUCAAAAAAUAAAUUGGUGCCAUUAAGAUUCCUUAAACUUACUAUCCUAUGUCUUUUAUAUUACAAGAGAUAUUUAACUGAAAUAAAUGUCCUCAUGAGCAUAAUAUCUCGGCCAAAUUCAGGAACCAUCUGGGUGUUCCAAGUCUGUCUGAAGUAGUGACUCUAAUUGCUCUGACUUCAGCAGUUCUUAUCCAGUGUUUCAUAAAGAACUAAGGCUAUUAUCUUGAGUAAGUUCAAUAACCAGCCAGAUAGUCUUUGUCACUGGUGUUGCAGCCCUUGAAUUAGUCAAAAUUGUAAAAAUUGAAACUCAUUAAGUAGGGUAUUUUUUUUUGAAGUCAGUGCGAGUUUGCUGCAAGAGGCAUAUAUUUUGACAGUUAAGCACUCGUGUAAUAUUCAAGUGGUAUGGAAUCUUGUUAUGAGGGUAGAUCCAGAAGUAAUGUCACUAUCCAUAGCGCAUUUAUUCAUCAUUGAAUUAUUAUAGAAAUUAGAUCAAGAUGUGAGCUAAUUCAGUUAUGAUUACACGGAUAAAUAUUUUGUUCUAGGUUUGUUUCAUUUAAAAUAUAAUUAUAUAUAGAACUUCAAAGUUCACCACUGACCACAUUUUGCUGCACGCAGAAAUAAUGUGUCUUUCAUAAACAGUAACAAGAGCUCUGCCAAGCGGGGCAAUAUAUGCCUGAAGGGUUACAUCAAGAGGAUGGGAGCAAAAUUUAAAGAACUUGACUGUUGAAGCCCAAAGGACAGGAACAACAAGUCGGCAAAAAAUAUUCUAAGUCCACAAAAAAAAAACCUUACCAGGUACAGGUAUGUCAAAAUACACCUAUUAUUGGAGGUACCAUCCAUGUUGUACCACAGAAAAGUGGUCUUGGUUUUUCCCUACAGUCAAUAAUAAAGAUUCAAAAUAAGCUAUAAUCUAUAGUAACGUAAAAGGGAAGUAAUUAAAAAAAAAUUUUUUAUUGUAAGUGAACAAAAAUGGGAUCUGCUAAAUAAAAACAAGAGCACUGCAAUGCAGAGCAAUAUACACAAAGCAGUCAUCUGUGACCUUGACCUUGAAGUGAGUCAUCCGAAACCUGCGCUCUGCAUGUCGUCUAGGUGUGGUGAAAAUUUGUGCCAAGUUUCUUUGAAAUCCUUCAAGCAGUUCAAGAGUUACAGAGCUUACACAAAACAAACAGAUACGAACUUUGACCCCUAAGUGUGACCUUGACCUUGAAGCGAGACACCCAAAACAUGCGCUCUGCACGUCGUCUCUGUGUGGUGAACAAUUGCUAACGGACAGACGUACACCAAGGUUAUAACAUAAUACGUCCCUUUGGACGUAUAAAAAACAACCAGAAACAAUCACCAAUUGACAUCGAAACAACAUGCCUACUCAUAUGAAAUUAUAAUGAUUUGUAGUUAUACUUUUUAGUAGUUAAGUAUAACAAUAAACUAUGGUGGCAUCCUUGUUGAUUAAAAUUUGUUAUUUAGUGUUAAGGUUUGUUUUUGCUUGUCAACAAACAUCAGUUUCUGACUUCAAUAAUGUCAGUGACGUGUUAUGAUCUUUGUUACCAUGCUUUCUGUGCAUGUUGAUAUCUCGAUAAGUAAGUAACAGUAUUUUAUCAUAUUUUCAAAAAGUACGCAAAUAGAUUAUGCUUCUUGGGUAGGUAUUUUAGUUGUUUUCUUUCCAAUAUAUACAUUUUUAUGGCUUCAGUGAAAUUACUUUUGGAUCAGCCCUCAUAUUUCUACUUUUGAAUGCGUGGCUAUUAAAAUUUUUUCCUGUCUCAAGUAUAAUCAGUGUUUACCAGAUAUCAUUUAGACUUGGCUACAUGCCUUAGUUCUUUAUGGAAAGUUUUCUUGAAGUCUGCAGGCAAAAGUAACUUGGCAGAAAUGUUCCUUUGGUAUACCAUGUCUUGUGAAACUCUGGUUUGCAAUUUAGGGACAUCAAAGCCCAAUUGUUUGUCAGAUUCUUUUGAUAGAGUGCAUAAUUUGUAGUAAUUUAAUGUUGAUACGUUUUAUUGUAAAUGAAAUAAAAGAAUAAUUUAAGUUACUGGAAUGCUAAAGUGUUUGUCUUUAACAGAUAAAGCAGCACAACUCCUCGAGUCCAUUGUGAAUAGUAUUUUCUGUUCAACUGUAUAGUUAACAAACUGUGUGCAUGUGUAUUAAGAAUAAAGACUGCCACCAUAAAGAAUAAUACAUUUUCAUGCAAUUCUAGGAGUGGAAUGGGAAGUAAAUCUUGUUGAAAUUCUU